AUGAGUGGUUGCCAGUUGACGAAUCAAUACUUGACACUAACCCCUGAAGGUUCCUCAAUAUUGAACGAGUUGGGAUACUUGUUUGACAUGAUGUAUAAAGCCAAAUCAACAAAUGUCAAUAUCUAUAAUUUGAGCCAAGUAUUGAAUCACAACCCCAGAGCGGCUAAAUUGUUAAACAAUAAUGAAUUACUCACUUUGAAUUCUCAAGAAGUCCGUGAUUUGAUUAUUUCAUUUAAUAACUUUUUGUUGACAAGCUUGAACGACGAUCUUAAUGUACAAGAUCAUAGCACGUUUGAAACCACCGAAUUGAAAUAUGAAAUUGAAAUCAAAGGGAAUGGAACUUCGUGUCCAAUUCACGACAAACAUCAUGGAAAUAUGUUGUCCCUUGAAUUGAUCACACCCCCGGCUAAUAUGUUGAACAAAAUGAGUAUUCUCAUCAAUCCUCAUUAUCAAUCAACCACCAAUAGUCUUAAUAAUAUUAGAAAGAAUUUAAAUAUUCUCACAUAUUUGGACUACUCUAUGAAUCAAUUCAAGACUGUACCAUGCCAACAACACCAUCAUGCAUAUCCACAUAGUUUGGAAAUACGUACAAGCAUAGUUAAGUUGCCGUCGGUGUUAUCCAUUAAUGUGAAUUUGACCAAUGAAGAAUUUAAAAUUAUCAAUACUUUCAAGCAAUGGUUAGUUCCUGAAUUCUAUGCAUUCAGAUCACCAAACAAUAGUGGGUUCAAUUUCAGAAAUAUGGAUAUUGAAGGACAUGGUGAAAAGUACGAGUUGUUGGGUUAUGUAUGUGAGAUCAAUCACCAAUCAGAUACAGUUAAUGGAGCCCAUAAUUUAGUUACUUUUGUUAAAGUGAAAGACGAAUGGUAUUUGUUUAAUGAUUUCCUUGUUAUGCCUAUUCCUGAAGAAGAAGUAUUUGAUUUGCAUUAUUCCUGGAAGAAACCUGUUGUUAUACUAUAUCAAAAAUCAAGCCAACCUGAAUUCAAUUAUUGGAAAUCAUUCCAAGGUAAUGAUGCUAUAUUAUACCGUGACCAUUUUGCAGGAGGUAUCAGAAAAGCACAUCAAGUUGAUUAUAAACUAUUGACUCAAGAGGAAGCCCCUAAACCAGGUACAAUGGUUGCCAUUGAUGCUGAAUUUGUCAUGUUGAAACCUGAACAAUUGGAAAUUCAUUAUGAUGGGUAUAAAAAGUUGAUUAAACCUAAACAGUUGUCAUUGGCAAGAAUCUCGGUAUUGAGAGAUGAUGGAGUUCCAUUUAUUGAUGAUUAUAUUGUGCAUACUUCCGAAAUUUAUGAUUACUUGACAAAUUUCAGUGGUAUUGAAGAAAAUGAUUUAGAUUUGAAAUUAAGUACCAAGAAUCUUGUUACUUUACAAACAGCAUAUAGAAAAUUAUGGUUAUUGUUGAACUUGGGAGUUAUUUUUGUCGGACAUGGGUUGUACAAUGAUUUCAGAACAAUCAAUUUACAGGUUCCACAAGAACAAAUUAGAGAUACAGCUGUGAUUUAUUAUAAAUCUGAUUUUAGAAGACAAUUGAGUUUGAAAUUCCUUGCAUAUGUCAUGUUGAAGGAAAAAGUACAAAAAGGAAAUCACGAUUCAAUUGAAGAUGCGCUUACUGCAUUAUUAUUAUACAAGGAAUAUGAAAAAUUUAUCAAGACUCCAUCUGGGUUUGAAGAUGCAUUGAAUAGAAUUUAUUCCGAAGGUAAGCGUUUACGUUUCAAAGUCCCCGAAUAG
Molecule: messenger RNA, 1725 nt
Organism: Candida tropicalis MYA-3404
Lineage: Eukaryota; Fungi; Ascomycota; Pichiomycetes; Serinales; Debaryomycetaceae
Product: poly(A)-specific ribonuclease
Exons: 1
Coding region: 1-1725 (574 amino acids)
Biological process (GO): nuclear-transcribed mRNA poly(A) tail shortening
Cellular component (GO): P-body; PAN complex
Molecular function (GO): nucleic acid binding
Source: RefSeq, a predicted model, not a curated record